Molecule: messenger RNA, 777 nt
Organism: Alternaria arbusti
Lineage: Eukaryota; Fungi; Ascomycota; Dothideomycetes; Pleosporales; Pleosporaceae
Exons: 1
Coding region: 1-777 (258 amino acids)
Source: RefSeq, a predicted model, not a curated record
AUGGAUGCAAUUCAAGACGUCAGAGAGCCACGUAAACUCGCUCGAUGCCUUAUUCCCGAUACAAGUCCGGUAGAUGCUGUUCAAGCUCUUGAAUUCGGCAGUCCAAGAAUUGGUUUCGCUAAGGAUAUUCGCGGGUUCCUCACAUUGUUUGUCGCUAAGCAUCAAGACACAAACUGUGCUACUUCCAGCAUAGAGGUGUCCUUAGACGGAGACGGUGUUAUCAUCAAAUCCGCGUUACCAGCAUUAGGUGAAAUCCAUCUUUCAGAUCAGGAUCUAAAAACCCUCAACGGAAACGUGGUUUUCUCACACAACGACCUGGAACCACGAAACCUGCUUGUAAGAAGAUGGCAAGCCCAAGAUGGCCUGCUGUACGAGCUCGCUGCUAUAAUCGAUUGGGAAAUGGCGGGCUUCUUCCCUUCAGCAUUCGAAACAGCUAUCAAAGAAACUUCACUAGGUAACUGCAACCAGCACUUGGACUUUUAUCUCAUGUUCAAAAAGAAGACACGUCAUAUGAUAUCAGGCGGAGAAGCUUCCGAGAAGCUGGUCAAAGCCGUGCAUCUCAUCGCUGAGUCCAGCGCCAGGCAGAACACCGGUAUUAGUGCGGAGAUCCGUCGCCGGUGGCUUAUGAGGGAGAAUUUGGAGCAAAGUGACAAUGUGCUAGAAGGUUGGAUACCCAAGACUGUUGGGGAUAGUAUGGAGCGACCUUUGCGUCCUUUUCAAAAGGAAGAUAACAAUGAGCUUACACAACGGGUACUGAAGGAUCUUGGGAAGAAAUGA